Molecule: messenger RNA, 2608 nt
Organism: Cricetulus griseus (Chinese hamster)
Lineage: Eukaryota; Metazoa; Chordata; Mammalia; Rodentia; Cricetidae
Source: RefSeq, a predicted model, not a curated record
GCAUUGUGGGGUGGUGGAGGCGACGGCGGCUGCUGCGUCGGACUGGGUGGCGCUGCGCCGGCGGGGCCCGAGGCGAUGGCUUCCUGGAGCGCGCCUUCUCCCAGCCUCGUGGAGUAUUUUGAGGGCCAGUCCCUGUUCCAGUGUGGCUAUUGCAAGAAUGAGUCGUGCAGCCUCUCGAACGGCAUGUGGGCACAUUCUUUGACAGUGCAGGAUUAUCAGGAUCUUAUAGACCGAGGAUGGAGAAGAAGUGGGAAAUAUGUGUACAAGCCUGUCAUGAAUCGAACAUGCUGUCCUCAGUAUACUAUAAGGUGUCAUCCUUUACAGUUUCAGCCAUCAAAAUCUCACAAGAAAGUUUUGAAAAAAAUGCUGAAAUUUCUGGCUAAAGGGGAGAUUUCGAAAGGCAAUUGUGAGGAUGAGCCUAUGGAUUCUACAAUGGAGGAUGCUGUUGCUGGUGACUUUGCAUUAAUAAACAAGUUGGAUAUAAAGUGUGAUCUUAAGACACUCAGCAGUGACCUCAAAGGAAGCAUAGAGAGUGAAGAGAAGAUGAAAGAAAAAAGCUUAAAGAAAGAAGAAUCUAAAGAAUUAAUUCAUCCACAAGCUAUAGAGAAGUUGGGCUCUGGUGAACCAUCACAUUCAGUCAAAGUUCAUAGUGGUCCUAAGCCAGGUAAAGGGGCUGAUUUGAGUAAGCCUCCAUGUCGAAAAGCAAAGGAAAUGCGCAAAGAAAGGAAAAGAUUAAAACUUAUGCAGCAAAACUCAGCUGGAGCCUUUGAAGGCUUCCAGGCUCAAGGUCAGCCAGCGUCUUUGUUACCAAAGGCUAAAUCCAAUCAGCCCAAGUCACUUGAAGAUUUAAUUUUUGAAUCUUUACCAGAGAAUGCAUCUCACAAGUUAGAGGUGAGGGUGGUGAGAUCUACUCCACCAAGUCCUCAGUUCAAAGCCACAUUUCAGGAGUCUUACCAGGUCUAUAAGCGUUACCAGAUGAUUAUUCACAAGGAUCCACCUGAUAAACCAACUGUGAGCCAGGUGAGGCUAGUACCUGCCUCCUUUGAGGAUCCAGAGUUCAAGUCAUCCUUCAACCAGUCCCUUUCUUUAUAUACCAAGUAUCAAGUGGCCAUACACCAGGAUUCACCUAUUGAAUGUGGAAAGACUGAGUUCACAAGAUUCCUUUGCAGCUCACCAUUGGAGGCAGAGCACCCUGCUAAUGGACCAGAGUGUGGAUAUGGCUCCUUUCACCAGCAGUACUGGCUUGAUGGGAAGAUCAUUGCUGUGGGUGUGAUAGACAUCCUCCCAUACUGUGUGUCUUCUGUGUAUCUGUACUACGAUCCCGAUUAUUCAUUUCUGUCUUUGGGUGUCUAUUCAGCAUUAAGAGAAAUUGCUUUUACUAGACAACUGCAUGAGAAAACACCGCAACUCAGCUAUUACUAUAUGGGUUUCUACAUUCAUUCCUGUCCCAAGAUGAGAUACAAGGGUCAGUAUAGACCUUCUGAUUUGCUGUGUCCUGAGACAUAUGUCUGGGUGCCCAUUGAGCAGUGCCUGCCUUCUCUUGACAUCUCCAAGUAUUGUCGUUUCAACCAGGACCCACAAGCAGUGGAUGAAGGCCGCAGUAAGGACCCUGACCGAGUACGGGUACUUUACAGGCGAUGUGCCCUGCCUUACGGUGUUUAUAAGAAGAACCACCAAGAAGACCCAAGGGAGGAGGUCGCUGUGCUGGAGUAUGCAGACCUUGUAGGGCAGAAGUGCUCCGAGAGGAUGCUGCUGUUCAGAAACUGAAUGCCUGCACCACAGCCCAGCACCAGCCUGGGCACACCUGUCACAGUCCUGCCGUACCGGCUCCUGCAGCCACUCAUUAAGUACAUUCUUAGAGCUUUUAAAACAUAUUUUGUGGAAUUGUCUUUAUGAGAAUCUUGUGGUUAAUAUAAAGAUUUUAAAAUAUACUAUGAUCUAGCCCCUUAAUUGGGACUUGUCCUUUUAGAUUUUGCUUCUGGAACAAGGUGUGCUAAAUGUCUCCAGUGAAUAUUUUGGGCAGGAAAGUAAAGAAGUGAAUAUAAGUAAUUUCCUCACAUUACUAUUUUUGUCUUGGAGAAAUUGUAACACAGAGAUGGUUUGCUUAGACCAGUGGUUCUCAAUCAGUGGGUUGCGACUCCUACAAGGACUGUAUGUCAGAUAUUUACAUUAUGAUUCGUAACAGUAGCAAAAUUACAUUAUGAAGUAGCAACAAAAUAAUUUUAUGGUUGAGUGUCACCACAUCAUGAAGAACUGUAUUAAAGGGUAGCAGAAUUAGGAAGGUUGAGAACCAUGGACUUAGAGACCCAUGCAAGAUGUUAGCUCAUGCUGGGAAAUGUAGGAGUGGUCAAAGGUGAAGAAGAGCACGUUCUAGCACCGGGAAAUAUGUCUUCCCCACAAACCAAAACUCUGUUUGAUAUUAAAGUUGCCAGUGUUAACAGUGUGUCAUUAAUAAACAACCUGAAAAGGAAGUGCAAAGAUCAGGUGUUCACAUUGGAUGUAUGUCCAGGAUGGUCCUGCUUAUGUCUGUUGUCUUGGCAUAAUUGUUUUCCCUGUUGCUAGUGUUCCUUUGUGCCCCCAGAGGAUGAUAAAAUAUGCUGUGACCUUA